AUGGCAAAUUGGUUCAAAAAAUUUACACAGGGGUACAAAGCGUACCCCUGUGUACAUUGUAUAAACAAAGAGUGUUUAAAGCUGUUUGGACCAUCUUUCCUUCGCUCCCUCAUCAACUCAUUCAGAAAUGGAUCAGUAGUUGUCAACUCGACCCUUGUGUUUGCAAAUCUAAGCUCAGUUCCUCCACCAAGCAUUGCAACUUCAAAACUCAGGAUUGCACUCAACUCUACGUCCCUGGACAUAAUAGAAGACAGCAUUAAUAUAACUGCCCUGACAGCAACUCCUAAUGCUACAGCUUCUCCUACCACUGCCCUGACAGCGGCUCCCAGCAUUACAGCGGCUUCAACUGCAGGUCCACAUGUAACAGCUGCCCCUACUGCAGCUCCCACUGUUACUUCAACUGCUGCUCCUACAUCUCCUUCCACCACUACAGCAACUACCACCACCACUGCAUCAACAAAUCCUCCUACCUUCAGCGAGGGAACCCUUGGCCUUACGUUUCGUCUUAACCAAGAAUUUACAUCAGAUCUCUCCAACCCAUCAUCAACAGCGUUCCAGACUUUAGCUGCAUCAGUUGUCAGAGCGGUAAACAGAGUGUGUGGAGAGCUGUUUGGAUCAUUUUUCCGUCGCUCCAUCGUCAACUCAUUCAGGAGUGGAUCAGUGGUAGUCAACAUGACCCUUGUGUUCACAGAUAAAAACACUGUUCCGUCAGCAAGCACUGCAACUUCACAACUCAGUAGUGCACUUACGAGCACCUCUACGUCCCUGAACAUUAUACCGGGCAGCGUGUCUGUGGAGUCAACAUCAACAUCAAGCAGUUCUCUUCGUCCCACAGUGGGCUCAUUGGCAGUCUUUUCCCUAACACUGCUGGCUGUGGCACAGAUACUGAUAGACUUAUAGCCUGCAGGCCAAAAGCUUUUAUCAGCUUUAUCAGCAGAAAAAAGCUGUGUACCAACAAACCAAAAACAAAAGACAUAACAAGUGUGCAUUAUGAAAUUUACCAAUAUUAUGACAUGUAGUAAAAAGAUGUGGAUUUUGUGCCAAAAUUGAGAGUUUCUCAGUAUUCUCAACAUUUGAUUUUGGUACUUCACUUCCAUUUUAUUUAAAGAACUAAUCAUUAAAAUUACAUGAUCAAAAACAGUAUAUUUUAUAUGUUUUGGGCAUUUGUGUAGCAGUUGCCAUUCAAUGUAUUUGUUUUGUGAAUGCCUCUUUAUAUGCUAUGUUUCAUGUGGCAUUGUUAACAUUUAAAAAAGUGCAAAUACAUGCUGUAGA
This is a messenger RNA of Micropterus dolomieu (smallmouth bass), 1272 nucleotides long. Its product is annotated as poly(A) polymerase-like. Lineage: Eukaryota; Metazoa; Chordata; Actinopteri; Centrarchiformes; Centrarchidae. Bases 1 to 900 code for a protein of 299 amino acids. The record is from RefSeq and is a predicted model, not a curated record. The transcript has 7 exons.